AUGAGUAAUAUUAAUGCUCUUCCACAUGUUGAUCGCGAAUUAGAUUUGUCUAACACGGGGAGAGGAGUAUGGCUAGUAAAAGUUCCUAAAUACAUAGCCAAUAAAUGGGAAAAGGCACCAGGUAACAUUGAAGUAGGAAAAUUAAAAAUAUCUCGAGUACCAGGACAGAAAGCACAAGUACAACUUUCACUUUCGGAAGCAGUUCUAUGCUUAAAAGAUCCUGGUGAACAAAAUAUACCAAAAGAGCAUCGCCUAGACGUGUCCAAUGUGACUCGGCAGUCUUUAGGUGUUUUCUCCCAUGUCAUUCCCUCAAGUACAGAUGCUGUUGUACCAGAAUCAGAGAAGCUUUAUAUGGAAGGUAGAAUAGUGCAAAAGUUGGAAUGUAGGCCCUAUGCUGAUAAUACAUAUUAUAAGCUAAAAUCAGAGUCCAUACGAAAGGCUUCUAUGCCGCAACGGCAAGUCCAACAAUUAGACCGCAUAGUGCAGAACUUUAAACCCGUAUCAGAUCAUAAGCAUAAUAUUGAAUAUCAAGAGAGAAAGAAAGCAGAAGGCAAGAAAGCCCGUGAUGACAAGGAUGCUGUCCUCAAUAUGCUUUUUGCUGCAUUCGAGAAACAUCAGUAUUACAAUAUCAAGGAUUUGCAAAAAAUUACUAAGCAGCCCAUAGUAUAUUUGAAGGAAAUUUUAAAAGAAGUAUGCAAUUACAAUUUAAAAAAUCCACACAAAAAUAUGUGGGAGUUGAAACCGGAAUACAGACAUUACAAACAGGAAGUUCCAGUUGAAACGAAAGAAGAUAAGAAUAGUUCAGACAGCGAC
This is a messenger RNA of Iphiclides podalirius (scarce swallowtail), 813 nucleotides long. The record is from the annotation of a GenBank genome assembly. Lineage: Eukaryota; Metazoa; Arthropoda; Insecta; Lepidoptera; Papilionidae.